GGCAAAUCAAAAAGAAACUCGGAGUUUGCCCAUGUAAUAAUGAGCGAAGAUACCACAACUUUCGUGCCUGGGCUGGCUUUAAGUGCCAAAGGUAUGGAUAAUGAUGCGUUUCCAGAGGAGGUAGUCGACGAAAUUGAUGGCUACGACUACGUCGUAGUCGGUUCAGGGGCCGGUGGUGGACCUUUGGCCGCUAAUCUCGCUCAAAAUGGCCAUAAGGUUCUCCUGCUCGAAGCAGGGGAUGACCAGGGAUCCAACAUUCACCAGCAGGUUCCUGGCUUUCAUUUCUUGUCUACAGAAGACAAGAAAAUGCGCUGGGACUAUUUCGUCAAGCAUUAUGCGGACGAUACCUUUGCGCAGCAAGAUUCAAAAAUGACUUGGGAGACAACCGAGGGAACAUUAUAUGUCGGAUUGAAUCCCCCAAGCGGUUCGAAACCGAAGGGGAUUCUUUACCCUCGCGCAGGAACACUUGGUGGCUGCACAGCACACAAUGCUCUGAUCACCAUCUAUCCACACGAGAGUGAUUGGGCAAACAUUGCAAAUCUCACCGGCGACACUUCGUGGGACCCAAAGAAUAUGCGCCAGUAUUUCAGGCGCCUGGAACACUGCGACUAUCUUCCAACUGGUACCUCUGGCCAUGGCUUCACUGGUUGGCUAAAUACAGACCGCGCUGAUCUGGAAUCGACCCUGCGGGAUUCAAAGAUCCUUUCUAUCAUCACUGCUGCUGCUACUGCCAUGGGAAAUACUAUCCUUGGCAUGGUCCCCGAAAAAGUCGCCCAACUACUUGGACUCCUGCAGCAAGACGUGAACUCCAGUGAUCCUCAUCGGGAUUUGACUGAAGGCAUCUAUCAUAUACCCCUGGCCAUGAGCCAGGCAAAGCGAAGCGGCACUCGGGAUUUUAUCGUAAAUACGGCUAAGAAGCAUCCACUGCAUAUCAUGACAGGCUGUCUCGCUACACGUGUGCUUUUUGAGGAGAAAUCUGUCAUCGGAAACACGCCCAAGGCAAUUGGCGUCGAGUUCCUCGAAGGCAGCAGUCUAUACAAGGCUGAUCCACGGUCUGGCUUAUCCGCCGCCGGCACCAAGCACCGCGUCCUCGUCUCUCGAGAAGUCAUUCUUGCGGCAGGGGCUUUUAACACACCGCAACUCCUCAAGUUGAGUGGAGUUGGCCCGAAAGACGAGUUAGAGAGGUUUGGAAUUCCUGUUGUUAAAGAUAUGCAGGGUGUUGGCACCAAUCUUCAGGACCGCUACGAGGUUCCCGUCGUCAGCAAAGUAAAUAAUGACUUUCAGACCAUAGCACAAUGCACCUUCGGAAAGCCUGGGGACCCAGCCCUUCAAGAGUGGAUGCAUCAGUGUGGACCCUACCUAUCGAAUGGACUUGACAUUGGCAUGGCGAAGAAGUCAAAAUAUGCUGAUGGGGACCCUGAUCUCUUCAUCUUCGGUGGCCCUACCCUCUUUGAGGGCUACUAUCCUGGACAUUCUGAACGCGCCACGCUCGACAAAAAGCAUUUCACGUGGGCCGUACUUAAGGCUCAUACACGUAACCGUGAGGGAACUGUCAGGCUCAGCUCAGCCGAUCCUCGGGACGUGCCUGAUAUCAAUUUCAAUUACUUUGGCACAAGUGCGGCCGCGAUAGAGGCAUCCGAGCGGGACCUGAACGCCGUUGCCGAAGGUGUUGGCUUCGCGCGUCACAUCAUGGAGAAGAUGCCACUGUUCGAUAAUGAGCCUCCUGAAGAACAGUCACCUGGUUAUGAAGUCUCUUCUGUGGAGCAGGUGAAGCAGUUUAUCAGAAAUGAGGCGUGGGGUCAUCACGCCUCAUGUACCUGCCCUAUAGGGUCAGAUGGAGACCCAAAAGCUGUUCUUGAUUCUCGUUUUCGUGUCCGCGGCGUGAAAGACCUGCGAAUAGUUGAUGCCUCUGUCUUCCCGCGCAUUCCUGGAUUCUUUAUUGUCCUUCCAAUCUACAUGAUUAGUGAGAAGGCGACUGAUGUCAUUCUUGAAGACAUUCGCGAGACUCGCAAUGUCUGAAGCACCUCCGCUCCAGACAUAGGUUGCGGCAGUCUCUCAGUCUCCUUAAUAGCCCCUUCUCUCGGGGUUCAGACCAUCUAUAGCGGUGAAUUUAAUAUGAAGAAAAGUCCAGCUUAAGCCGGAGGUAGAUCAUAAGUAUCUUGUGAUAGGCUGUGAUACAAAGGCCUAGCCGAUGACGACUGCCGCUGGCCUGCUAGGGGUAGUAAUGGUGGUUAUGUGAGCAACCAAAGAAGACCUGCCGCCUCGUACAUUUCUGACCUCUCUAUCUCAUCGCUCUCG
Penicillium brasilianum is the source of this 2298-nucleotide messenger RNA. NCBI's taxonomy places the organism in Eukaryota, Fungi, Ascomycota, Eurotiomycetes, Eurotiales, Aspergillaceae. The record is from the annotation of a GenBank genome assembly.